GUUAUAAACGGGAGAUAAAUAAACACGAUACUACGUCAAUCCAGCAAAUGAUUCCAAAGAGUUACUAAUUCGGACUUGCCUAAGAACUCCCCGCUCGAAGUCAAAGUGCGAGAUCCGAGAUCUGAUUAUCUCGGGUUGGUCUUCAUUUGUCAGCCCACCUUGUUUGUACGUGAUAUCAUCGUCACCCAAGUGCACAUCACAUAUUGUGACAUUUCAAAAAGGCUACGUUUCUCUGUGCCGUUUGCAGCCACAUUCAAAUACCUUGUGGUUCCCCUCAUGUUGACGAGAUCGAGUUUGAGAGUCUUUGCUAGACCUACGACAAGAAUACGAUACUCAACAAUGGCGACUCCUUUCAAGAUUCAGCUGGAACCCCAGAACUCGGGGCUGUUAGGGAUGAAGCUUGGCCAGAGUGAGGCCUCAAAGGCAACUGACCUGCUGCAGAAAGAUUUAGAGAAUCAUCAUGUCUUCUUCAAUGAAUCUGGUUUUCAUGACCAUGUAGAUUCCACUCAUAAAGCUGUCUCAUACUUCGCUAACGACAUUAGAUUGUUCAUCAAGUCUUAACUUUGUACGGUACCGGCGCAACAACAAAGGAUCUAGACACAGCCUAUGAUGCUAACAAGGCAUAUCAACUUAAAGCCAUGAAACCAAAGUCCGAUGUCGUUGAUAAACUGGAACACGGCUCAGACUGGUCAGAAUAUCUUGGCAAAGGUCGAAACUAUGCUACAUUCUUUCGUUUCUUCCAGGACGAAAUCGAAAGAAUCGGAUGGCAGGACACACUCAAGGAGUAUCUCUUCAAAGACGAUGCACGAGGUCGCGACAUGCAAAGCCGUCUAUUUGCCGGUAUCCUUCACCCACUUAUUCAGUUGCUGUAUGGCAUGGAGUGGUCACAGCCCAUGAUCAUCGCUUCAGCUCUUGCACAGACUGCCGUUCAUCGAGACGACUAUAAAGAGUUUCUCACAGCCGCUGCUGAAAAGGCUCAAGCUUCCGACGCGCCACCGAAGAUGAAGACCAUCGGUGGCCUUUACGAAGAUGCUGUCAAGAAUGAGAAACUUCGAAAAAGCUCGCAUUGGGAUGAUUCCAAUCGGAUCUUUGAUGGUGUGUUUACGAGGGCGAAGGAUGAGAUGAUCACUUUGGCUGCGAGAGUGAGAAUUGGUGAGGAGGAGCUGGACGAAAAGAUUGCCGAGAUGGUGCAUCAUUCUGCUUUCGUUGCUUCAGCUGCUGCUUUUCAUCCACCUCAUGCUCCAAGAUUCGAAUUUAUUCUCAUGCAUCACAUAACAUCCACGCCCUUCUUCCUUACACUGAAAGAACAGUCCUGGAUUCCAGUAUCAACCAAGGCGCGCUUCUUGGAGAACAAGGUCCGCAUGGAUCUCCUGCAGUACAUCGCUCGUGGCUCGCCAGCUCUUCGUAGCGAUUUGCUUCGUGGCUAUGAGCCUAAGGAUGGAGAAAAGCUGGUGGGUAAGCCAGAAGAUUUGUUCCCGAGGAUUCACAAGGUUGUGGAUGAUGGGCACACUGUCAAGUUAGCCAGGGCAUUGAUGCUGGCGCAAAGAAUUACAAAACCGUAUGAGAACAAGGAGUGGGUGAAGAUCAAGGGAGAUGACGAGUGGUUGAGGGCUGUGUACUUGUUGCUGGAUGCCAAUGAGGAAGCUGAUAGGCAGGGAGGUACUAUGUGGGUUAGAUCUUGCGGGUUCGAUGAAGCUUGGGAGGAGAUUCCCAAGGCUAAGAUGUAAGACAACCGGAAGGAUAGGCUUGUAUGAUAUGCAUGGGUAUUAUGAAUCGUAUUUACCGUCUAUUCUAAACCAAUCCAUUCAUCAGAUCCCGCCUCAGACUGCUCAUCUCCAUCAACAUCCAUAAGCUUCACAUCCACAGUUUUGCCACUUUCCAAUGUCUUGACAUCCUUCUUUCCAGACUUAUCCUCCGCUUGGCCCAACAAAUAAUCAACCAUGUACACGUUUUCGUCAGCAAGUCUCCUAAUCUCAUCCCUCAUCUUGGAUACAGCUCGCGCAACGACUCUUAGCUCGAUAUCGGCCUUGGCACGGUUUGCCGAGAGCCAAGCUCCGUGCUUAUCAACGAUAGCCUUGAUCCAGACGAGGCAGAACUCGAUGUGGGGUGACUCCUCGGUCUGGGCGGCGACGAAGCGGAGAAGACGAGAAACAUAAACAGUAGGGAGGUCGGCAACCACGAGAGGAAUUUCGGCGGAGGGGAUGGCUUGGAAGACUCGCUUGAUCAGACCAGCUUCGUUGAGGCGGAAGGCCAUGACAAGUGCCUUGAGGUAAUCUUGCUCUGUCUCGAGAACAGCGAGUGUUGAGGCAGGGGUGAUCUCCAUGUUCAGGUCGAAAGGAUCGAACUGGAUAUCCUGAUCCAAGCUGUAGAUCAAGAGACCCUCUGUAGAGGCAGCACAGAAAGCAGUGCCAGCAGGUGAGAAACCAAUGCCUGUCACACGCACCUCAGGGGCCUUCCUUCGUGCUGAAGGAUCACCACGUUUUGAUCCUGGCAACGAGCUAUCCACGCGGUCUUCGCGGUCCGAGGCUUCCUGAUCGUCGAGGUCUCCAGCAGGGCCGGCUUCAGUCAACAACUUGCUGUUCAGGAAUUCCUGGGUACCAGAGAGAGAAAGGUUGACGCUGACGGUGUACUUCUUCAGCAGCACCAUGGUUGUCACGGAGUACAAACAGAUGUACUUGCUGUUUCCGCCAGCCAAGAGACAGCUGCCAUCAGCGCUAUAUCGGAUUGUGUUGAAGCUCUUUGUGCCGGCCAUAUUUGCCGCUGUUCGACGAUCUGUGAGUUUUCGUCCUCCUGAAACAUCUCUUCGUCCAUCGACUCCAGAAGUCUGCUCUGCAUCUGUUACUGACCAGAAAGUAAGCUGGCCAUCUAAUGUUGAGAUGGCAAGUUGCAAAGAAUCUGGACGGACAGCGAUAUCGAGAACAUCAGCCUGGAGCUGCAGAGGCUCGCUGGUCUGUGUCCGGCUGAAGAUGGACCAGAUACGGGCUGUGCGAUCCCAGGAACCACUGAUAAGUGAGUCACCAUUGGGUGUGAAUGCGAGAGACGAGACAGGACCCUCGUGGCCUGAUAACUGGUCAAGAAGUUGGCCUGUCUGGACGGACCAAAUGUGAAUGUCGAAGGAAUCGAGAGAUCCAGCGGCUACGACUUCGCCACUAGGGUCAACAGCCAUGCAUGAGAAUGACAGUCUUGUAGGUGCUGUGAAAGUUCGGAAGUUUCGGUAUCGGAUCAAGUCCCAGGCUCGAAUGGAUCCAUCCAGACUUGAUGUGAAGAGAACAUUACCCUUCUUGGCAAACUCGCAGGCUGUAACGCCGCUAGUAUGCUCAGUGAAGGUAACUAUACAGAAGCCUGACUGAAUAUCCCAGACCUUAAUCUUUCCGUCAUCUGCAGUGGUGAUGAUGCGCUGGCCGUCAGGUGAAUAGACCAGAGCGUUCAUGGCGUCGAAAUGGCCCUGCUGUUUAAGGAUGUAAGACUCAGACUGCCACUCCCAUACCAGUAAUUGCCCCAGCUUAGAUGCACCAAACGCCAACCACUCGCCACUUUUGUUGAUGGUGACAAAAUCUAUAUCGUUUUGCGAGAUGCUCAGCUUGUGUAUCAUGUUAAAGUCAGGCAUCUCGUACAGGCCAAACAGACCGUUGGAGAAACCAGCAACCAGGAGAUUCGUCUCAGGGUGGAAAGCGGCACAUCGCACAUGAGCGCUUCCCUGCAUGAAGUAGUGCCGUUGGACAAUGCGCCAUCGCAUAUCUGAAUCCUCAUCAUCGUCCUCCAUCUUGUCGUCGUCCUUGAUACGGUUGAUAGGCUUAACAUAUUGCCAGUCAAAGACGGCGCCAUCCUUGCUAACAGUGUAAAUCAUCUCCUGGUUUUCUGAGAACCAAGCGCCGAUGACAGCCUGUUUAUGGCCUGAAAGCACCGUGGGGGUGAAACCCUCCUCAGGGUUCAAACUCCAUAUCCGCGCCGUGAGAUCCUUGGAGGUUGUGAGGAAGAAUCGCGAGUCGCUGGACCACUCAAUAUGGCUAACGGUAUCGAAAUGGCCGGUAUGUGUGUGGUAUCGAACGAAAGGAGCAAAUUCGAGUUCACCCUCGGCAGAAGCAUCGGGGGUCGAGGGAACGUGCCAGACCUCAAUUUUGCGACCCAGUCCCACGGCGAAAUGUCGACCAGAUGGCGAGAAUGAAAGUGCUGUGACAGGAGAUCGGAAGGAGAAGUGGUAUAUGGAUAUCCUUCGGGGGACAUUGGUCAAGAUCGCG
Messenger RNA from Fusarium odoratissimum NRRL 54006, 4238 nucleotides. RefSeq lists its product as uncharacterized. NCBI's taxonomy places the organism in Eukaryota, Fungi, Ascomycota, Sordariomycetes, Hypocreales, Nectriaceae. The coding region runs from base 639 to 1727 and encodes 362 amino acids. The transcript has 3 exons. Gene Ontology annotation, molecular function: oxidoreductase activity. The record is from RefSeq and is a predicted model, not a curated record.